AGAUCAGAAAAGUAUACAUUGUUCACGAAGUUAGCUUAAUUUGUCAAGAAGAAAAUGAAGCUCAAGGUGGAAGUAAUGUCCAAAGAGAUUAUCAAGCCAUCAUCCCCUACACCUGAUGCGCUUUGCCAUUACCAACUCUCAUUUCUUGAUCAAAUCUCUCCUCCAGUUUAUAACCCAUUGAUUCUAUUCUACCCGAUGACCAAAUGCAAUAUCCAGGUCAACAAAAUCAAGCUUAUUGACCACCUUAAACAAUCCAUGUCCAAUGCCUUAACCUAUUUCUAUCCAUUAGCCGGAAGGAUUAACCAUAACCUGUUUGUAGACUGUAACGAUGAGGGCGUACCGUUUCUGGAGGCCCAAGUCCCUUGCCAACUUUCAGAUGUUGUAGAAAAUGCUGUUCCUAGUGAACUCAAUAAAUUACUUCCAUCGGUACUAGAUGAUGCUGAGGAAUUGCCCCUGGGAAUCCAACUCAACAUUUUUGAGUGUGGAGGCAUAGGUAUUGGUGUCUGUAUUUCUCACAAAAUUGCGGAUGCCCUAUCACUUUUCACAUAUGUGAAUACUUGGGCUGCCAUUUCUCGCGGAGAUCAGAGUUUCAUAGUGUCUCCAGAAUUAAUAUCAGCCAAACUCUUUCCUCCAAAGAACAUUUUAGGGUAUGAACCGAGAAUUGGCAUAUCAACAGAAAGAAUUGUGACAAAGAGGUUUGUGUUCAGUGCCUCUAAAAUACAGGAAAUCAAAGCUAAAUGCACUAACAGUAGUACUGCAACCACCGGAAACCAAAAAGGCCCAUCACGCAUUGAGGCAUUAUCAGCUUUCAUAUGGAGCCGUUUUGUUGCUUCCACCAAAGCAAAAUCAAUACCUGAUAGCUGCUUCUACGCAAUUGUUCAUGCAGUAAACUUACGCACAAGAUUAGACCCGCCGCUGCCGGAGCAUUCUUUUGGGAACUUUUACCAAAUGGCAAUGACAGUUCCAUCCAGAAACUCUGGAGAAGAUUUUUAUAAUCUCGUUAACCAGAUAAGAGAAUCUAUAAGAAAACUUGACUCGAAAUAUGUGAGGCAACUCCAAGAUGGACAGAGUCACUUUGACUUCAUCAAAGAGAGAGCCGAAAGUUUCAUCACAGGACAGAUGGUUUCCUUCAACUUCACCAGUUUAUGCAGGUUUCCUCGGUAUAAAGCUGAUUUUGGUUGGGGGAAACCCAUUUGGGUGGGUUCGGUGAGCCUGACUUUCAAGAAUCUAGUUGUUUUCAUGGAUACUGCUUUCGGAGAUGGAAUAGAGGCUUGGAUCAGCCUACAGGAGGAAGAUAUGGCUACAUUUGGAAGUGACGAAAUGCUGCUUGCAUAUGCUGUUUCACAUCAAGGCUGCUAAAGAAUUUAUCACUCUUAUUUCUGUCCAAUAUCGAAUUUGUAGCGGAAGAUGUUUUUGGCAUUUGCUUAGUGAAAUAUUGCUCGUAUG
This is a messenger RNA of Durio zibethinus, 1446 nucleotides long. RefSeq names its product stemmadenine O-acetyltransferase-like. Lineage: Eukaryota; Viridiplantae; Streptophyta; Magnoliopsida; Malvales; Malvaceae. The record is from RefSeq and is a predicted model, not a curated record.